Sander lucioperca (pikeperch) is the source of this 1015-nucleotide messenger RNA. RefSeq names its product gastrula zinc finger protein XlCGF49.1-like. The record is from RefSeq and is a predicted model, not a curated record. Lineage: Eukaryota; Metazoa; Chordata; Actinopteri; Perciformes; Percidae. Bases 146 to 883 code for a protein of 245 amino acids. Gene Ontology annotation, molecular function: RNA polymerase II cis-regulatory region sequence-specific DNA binding; DNA-binding transcription factor activity, RNA polymerase II-specific. The transcript has a single exon. Gene Ontology annotation, biological process: regulation of transcription by RNA polymerase II.
GUGGAGCAGUCAGGAGGGAGAGCAGCUUCAAGGGCUGGAGGAGGCUGAUAUCACCAAGUUCCCAUUCACUCCUGUCCCUGUGAAGAGUGAAGAUGAUGAAGAGGAAGCUCAGUCCUCACAGCUUCAUCACAGACAAACUCAACACAUGGAAACAGAAGCUGAUGGAGAGGACUGUGGAGGACCAGAACCAGCCAGGAACUCACAUCCACUUUUACAACCAGAGACUGAAGACAAAGCUUCAGACUGUUCUGAACCAGAGACUGACGUCAGCGACGAGGACUGUAAGCUGAGCAGAGAACCUCAGCCAGCUUUAAGCUCUCUGAAUAACGAUGAAGUGCCCGUCAGUGAUUUCGCGAGUAAAUCUGGCAAAAAGUCUUUUGUCUGCGGCGAAUGUGGGCGAAGGUUCGGCCGCAAGGACAGUCUGCGGAGACACAUGAGGUUCCACACGGGCGAGAAGCCGUACAGCUGCUCCGUCUGCAGCAAACGCUUCUCCCAGAGGCCCAACCUGAUCCGCCACAUGAGGUGUCACUCCGGAGAGAAACCCUUCGGCUGCUCCUUCUGCGACGCCAGCUUCGCCGUGCGCAGCGCCCUGGUGAACCACAUGAGGAUCCACACAGGCGAGAAGCCAUUUGGCUGCAUGUACUGUGACAAGAGCUUCACGCAGAAGGGCGGCCUGAAGAAGCACAUGACCGUGCACACGGGGGAGAAACCGUACCGCUGCCCCGCGUGCGACAAAAGCUUCUCCCAGAAGGCCAACCUCACGUACCACUUCUCGGUGCACACGGGGCAGAAGCAGUUUGGCUGCAGUGUCUGCGACAAACGCUUCACGUGGCAGUCGCAGGUCAAAAGUCAUAAGUGUGUCGGCGAGAGCAGCAGCAGCUGAAAACAAACUUUCUGCUUUGUGUCUAAUGUGUAUAAGUAUCGUAUUAUAUGACGUACGUACAACGCUGGGUACUGAAUUUUAGACUUUUUAGGCACCGACCGAAUUGCCUCUUUGGUAUCGAAUAUGGAAAAA